CUUUUCCGGAUCACUUAUGGGAGGAGGGUGGCGCGCAGAGUGGCCCUCUCGGUCUUCCAAGGAUCGAAGCAUCAGCUGGAAGACAGAGGAUGCUAAUAAGACCACUCCAGACAACUGAGAAUAACAACAUUGAAAAGGAAAGCAAAUCAAGCUAGAAAUCAAAAUAUUUUCCAUUUCCUUCAGAAACCACACAAUUCGCCUUCUUCCCCAGCAAGUGAUAGACAAAAGAGAGAAAAUCAAGAAAAGGUUUCAAACUGGAAAAAGUAGAGUAUGUGGAACUGAAGGAUACAAACAUGAAAAGGUCAAGGCAGAUUAUUUUUCCAUUCAAAAAAAUAGGGAAAUAUCUAAAAGAUAGUUGGGAGAAAAAGAUCAUUUGGGACGCCACGUCAAGCAGACAAUAAUGCAGGUCUCGCCCUGGGAGCAAGAAAAGAGUAACCAAAUCAACACUAAACAAGGGAUCACACACAUAAUUUUGACAUCCUCAAGAAUAUCAGUGGUGGAAAAGCUCCACCAAUGAGCAUAUCAUUGGAAAGGUGCAGAUUUCAAAUCAUAGAUGAUUAUGAACAAAAGGGUCCAUUUUGGAGAAAAGUACUCUGAAGAUGUCAAAAGCCUUUGUCAGAACAGCUCCCUUGUGGUUUAUGGAAGGACCCACAAAGUAGAAGAGCCCCACAAGUGCUCCCAAUGCGGUAAAUCAUUUUCGAGCAUGGCCACUUGAUGAUAACACUGGCUUCACACCAGGGAGAAGCCCUAUGAUUUCUCUGAUUGUGGAAAAAGUUUCAGUCAGAACUCCAGCCUGGUGAUACACUAGAGGAUGCAGAGAGAAAAGAAAUCAUAUGAGUGCCCUGAUUGUGGGAAACGUUUCAAGGCAGAUUCCCACCUCGUGAGACACAAGAGGUCUCACACAGGAGAGAAACCCUUUCAAUGUCCUGACUGUGGGAAAAGUUUCAGUCAGAGGUCUGGCAUGGUGAUACACCAGAGAAAUCACACAGGAGAGAAACCAUAUGAGUGUCCAGAUUGUGAGAAAAGUUUCAUUAGAAAAUUCCAGCUCACGAGUCACCAGAGAAUACACAUAGGAGAGAAACCCGUUGAAACUCCUAAUUGUGGGGAACGUUUCAGUCAGAAUUAUGAACUGGUGAUUCACCAGAGAAAUCACACAGGAGAAAAAUGUUUUGAAUGUGCUCUUUGUGGGAAAAGUUUCAGUCACAAUUCCAGCCUGGUGAUACACCAGAGGACUCACACAGGAGAAAAACCAUAUGAGUGUCCAGAUUGUGGGAAAAGUUUCAUUAGAAAAUUCCAGCUCACAAGUCACCAAACAAUACACACAGGAGAGAAACCCUUUGAAUGUCCUGAUUGCGGGAAACGUUUCCGUCAGAACUCCUGCCUGGUGAGACACCAGAGGACUCACACGGGAGACAAAUAUUUUGAAUGUGCUCUUUGUGGGAAAAGUUUCAGUCACAAUUCCAGCCUGGUGAUACACCAGAGGACUCACACAGGAGAGAAACCAUAUGAGUGUCCAGAUUGUGGGAAAACUUUCAGUCACAAUUCCAAUCUGGUGAAGCAUCAGAAAACUCACACAGGAGAGAAGCCCUUUCAGUGUCCUGAUUGUGAGAAAAGUUUCAGUCAGAAUUAUGAACUGGCAACACACCAGAGAAAGCACACAGGAGAGAAACCAUAUGAAUGUCCAGUUUGUGGGAAAAGUUUCAGUCACAAUUCCAGCCUAGUGAAGCAUCAGAGGAUUCACACAGGAGAAAAACCAUUUGAAUGUCCUGACUGUGGGAAAAGUUUCAGUCAGAAUUAUGAAUUGAUGAUACACCAGAGAAAUCACAAACGAGAGGAAAUGUAUGAAUGUCCAGAAUGUGGGAAAAGUUUCAAUCAGAAUUCUAACCUGGUGAAACACCAAAAAAUACAUACAGGGGAGAAACCUUUUGAAUGUCCUAUUUGUGGGAAAAGUUUUAGUCAGUACUGCAGCCUGGUGAAUCACCAGAGAACUCACACAGGAGAGAAACCUUUUGAAUGUCCUGAUUGUGGGAAGAGUUUCACUCACAAUUCCUAUCUAGUGAACCACCAGAGGAGUCAUACAGGAGAGAAAUCAUAUGAGUGUCCUGAUUGUGGGAAAAGUUUCAUUAGAAAAUUCCAGCUCACGAGUCACCAGAGGACUCACACAGGAGAAAAACCAUAUGAGUGUCCGGUUUGUGGGAAAACUUUCAGUCACAAUUCCAGCCUGGUUAACCACCUAAGGAUUCACACAGGAGAGAAACCAUAUGAGUGUCCAGUUUGUGGGAAAAGUUUCAGUUACAAUUCCGGCUUGGUUAACCACCUAAGGACUCACACGGGAGAGAAACCAUAUGAGUGUCCAGAUUGUGGGAAAACUUUCAGUCACAAUUCCAGCCUUGUUAACCACCUAAGGACUCACACAGGAGAGAAACCGUAUGAGUGUCCAGUUUGUAGGAAAAGUUUCAGUCACAAUUCCUAUCUGGUGAACCACCAGAGGACUCACACAGGAGAGAAAUCAUAUGAGUGUCCAGUUUGUGGGAAAAGUUUCAUUAGAAAAUUCCAGCUCAUAAGUCAUCAGAGGACUCACACAGGAGAAAAACCGUAUGAGUGUCCGGUUUGUGGGAAAACUUUCAGUCACAAUUCCAGCCUGAUUAACCACCGAAGGACUCAUACAGGAGAGAAACCGUAUGACUGUCCAGUUUGUGGGAAAAGUUUCAGAUACAAUUCCAGCCUGGUGAGCCACCAGAAGACUCACACAGAUGAGAAUCCGUAUAAGUGACUAGAUUGUGGGGACAGUUUCAUUAAAAUAUUUGAGCUCAUGAGUCACUAAAGGACUCACACAGGAGAGAAACCCUUUGAAUGUCCUGUUUGUGGGAAAAGUUUCAGUCUGAAUUCCAACUUGGUGAUACACCUGAGGACUCAUAUGGGAGAGACCUUUCAAAUGUCCAAUCUGUGGAUGGUACUUCAAGCAUAAGUCUCCACUUAUUGAACACAAGGAAUUUGACAUGAGGCAAAAUUUGAUGAAUUUAGAGAAAGCUUGAAUUUCAUUUCUGAUCUCCCACUGAGAGUGUUGGUGAGAAACUGACUAUUUUAAUUCUAGCCUAAUCCUUUUUAGUCCACACAUCUCAGGUUUAGACCAGUUGGCAGAGAGAAUUAAGUGGAAAUUGUUAAUUUGAUAAAAGCUAAUUACCUGUUUCUGGUUA
Crotalus tigris (Tiger rattlesnake) is the source of this 3197-nucleotide messenger RNA. RefSeq names its product zinc finger protein 658B-like. The transcript is spliced from 2 exons. The record is from RefSeq and is a predicted model, not a curated record. Bases 812 to 2773 code for a protein of 653 amino acids. Gene Ontology annotation, biological process: regulation of immune system process; negative regulation of transcription by RNA polymerase II; regulation of cytokine production. NCBI's taxonomy places the organism in Eukaryota, Metazoa, Chordata, Lepidosauria, Squamata, Viperidae.